Molecule: messenger RNA, 2410 nt
Organism: Annulohypoxylon truncatum
Lineage: Eukaryota; Fungi; Ascomycota; Sordariomycetes; Xylariales; Hypoxylaceae
Exons: 3
Coding region: 299-1978 (559 amino acids)
Biological process (GO): protein K63-linked deubiquitination
Cellular component (GO): endosome; membrane
Molecular function (GO): metal-dependent deubiquitinase activity; protein binding; K63-linked deubiquitinase activity
Source: RefSeq, a predicted model, not a curated record
CAGCGCUUAGAGCCGGUCACUUGGUCACAAAGCCGUGUGUCGCAAGUUAUUCUUGAGUUGCUAAAAGUUUCCCUCAACAUCAACAUCUGACCAUCCAACUUCGUCGCAAGCUACCACGCAAUCUCUCUAGGCACCCACGAACCGAACAAUCAUAUUAUACCUACACGUCCGCCGAUAUGAUCAUUAUCCAUUGACUAGAUCCGUCGCUGUCGUCGAAUCGAAUGAAGCUUCACGCCAUUGAUUACUUCCAAUUCCUCUAGCUUGUUCGGCAACGGCCGGCACCCAACAUCAUGCGAAGAUGGCACCGUCUGACCUGGCACCUUUGAAUGCUACUCGUCCAUUAAAUAUUAAUGAAAUCUCCAAGAGAGCAGAGGCAUUCUCUUUUAAUCCGGACAUUCCAUUAACGUCAUGGCUGCGCACUGCAAAUACCCUGAAUCAAGAAGGAAGAAUCUACCUUCAAGAUGGCAACUUUGGCCAGGCUUACUUUCUUUACUUCCGAUACCUGCACUUACUGUUAAAUUAUCUCUCCUCACAUCCUGAUGCUAAAAGCCAGGAGGGGAAACGAGCCCUCAACGAGAUUAACAAGUCUAUCCCAGACAUCGUAACAAAUCUCGAAAAGAUAAGACCUAUCAUCAGGCGAGAGUAUGAUGAGUGGAGCGCAUCCGAAGCCAGAAGACAGCAACAACAGCGACGAGCUGACCGCAUCAAAUCCCCGUCGACAUACGAAGAAUACACUGUUCAAGAUCCAGCUCUUUCCUCAUCAAACCGAAUACUCGAUGCUGGCGACAACCAGGACUUGGCUGUGGAAUUGGCUCGGAAUGAGAUUCGACGCAGAGAUGCAAAUAGAAAAGCAACUAGACGAACCAAUGUCCCACCAGGAGAAGAGCAGACCAGGCGGACGGCAGGGUUUUGGGACAAUUGGACUGAUGACUUGGCCAAUAGACAGGCUGAAGAGGAAGAGCUGUUCAGGAGACAGAUGGAAUCGACGAGAAGGGAGUUGGAUCGAAGCGAUAUUCCCCAAAAGGAAUCGCGCCUUCCUGUGACUCAAGGGCAUUCAAGUUAUCGAUAUCCGUCUAUCACCAAGUCCCAACCAAUACAAUACGAAGCCUUGCAGCCAUACCGCAAACCUUCGCCCAGCCCGCAACCUCCGCGUCCACCCAAAGAAGGUAUUGCACAGGAGCUUGAACCUAGGCCAAGUUAUAUGCCCGAUCCUCUCACGCCUGAACUCCCGGGUGAAGAUCCAAUAUAUCGUGAAAGGAACUUCCUACUCCCUACGCCCCCGCCUAAGGAACAUGAAGACCCGCCGAUACCCCCAAAGGUACUUGAAGAUCCGCCACUACCUCCUAAAAAACAGCAACGACUCACGUUUAAGCCGGCGGCUUAUCUCGAGAGUGGGGAACCCAUCCGAUCGAUCUUCUUACCUAGUCAAUUACGACGCCAGUUCUUAUCCAUUGCAUCUGAGAACACCAAACGUGGGCUUGAGAUGUGCGGAAUACUGUGCGGAACCGCCGUUAACAAUGCGCUAUUCGUGCGUUGCCUACUUAUCCCCGAGCAGAAUUGUACUUCGGAUACGUGUGAGACGGAGAACGAGGGAAGUAUGUUCGAGUAUUGUAUGAAUGAAGACCUACUUGUGCUUGGCUGGAUUCACACUCAUCCAACUCAAACUUGCUUCAUGAGUUCCAGGGACUUGCAUACGCAGGCUGGGUACCAGGUCAUGCUACCGGAGAGCAUUGCGAUUGUGUGUGCUCCGAAGUUCCAACCUUCGUAUGGCAUCUUUCGUUUGACUCAUCCACCGGGCUUGGAUCACAUUCUUAACUGCAAACAAUCAGCUACAUUCCACCCUCACAGCGUAGACAAUCUAUACACAAAGGCACAGCACCCACCCGGUCAUGUCUACGAGACUGACAGGCUCGAAUUCUACGUACAUGAUCUGCGUCCAGGUGCCCGCAACAAUGCGGUACAACACAAGAACUUCUAGGAUAUGAUUUCUAAGAGAAUAGGUCGUGGUGCUCAAGCCUGCACGAUGUUCGUGUGUGCUCUUCUUUGCCUGUGUCCUUGGUGUGCACAAUGCUUGCUGAACCGGCAGACAAUGAGCCGAGUUAGCACCAAGACCAAAGAAGAUUGACUCAAAGGGUUUUACGUCUUCUACAUUCAAGCUUCCCAUUAAGCACUUGAUUUACUGGGCAUCGGCGGCCUUGGUACUGCAUAGCAUAGGCGCUCGGAGACUUCGGUUUGUUUGGGACUACAAGGUAGAAUCAUUGGCUGUGGUUGAUCGCACUAGCAGCCUCGAGACUUGAUUUUGCGAGGUUAGAGGGUAGAUUCGGAAGAGGUAGUAGAAGGAAGUAAUUCAAUUACAUUCCAACAGGAUCUAAUAUAUUGUGAAACGUUCACGUCUCCUAAUGAUUUGAGU